Molecule: messenger RNA, 3268 nt
Organism: Solanum verrucosum
Lineage: Eukaryota; Viridiplantae; Streptophyta; Magnoliopsida; Solanales; Solanaceae
Exons: 9
Coding region: 283-2976 (897 amino acids)
Biological process (GO): chloroplast organization
Cellular component (GO): chloroplast outer membrane
Source: RefSeq, a predicted model, not a curated record
UUCUUUUUUCUCUCUUUUGGAAACGAAGGAGAGAAAGAAAAAAAGUUUUUUUUGUCCUCAUGAAAGAUGAUUUUGGAAUAGCCAAUUUUCCCUCAAAAGCCUAAAGGCAAAAAUCUCUUUUUUUUCAACAAUUUCCCAAACAUCUUUAAUUAAAAUUUCUAUUACCAAAACAUAAAUUUUGGUCAUAGGAAUUUGAAAUUUUUUUAACGUUAAUUCUUCUUCCUAAUUUUUCUUCGAAAAGCCUUUUCCCGAAAAAAAGUAACUUAUUAUUACUCGUUGAAAAUGGCGAGCGGGGUAUUCUGUGGUGUUGUUCCUUUCAUUUUCCGCAGGAAACCUUCUUUGUUAAAGGAAGAAGACACACGUAAAACUAGGAGAUUACAUACUAGAGUAAUAAAGAAAUUACCUUCCAUGUUGGUACCAAGAAGAUCAAAAACAAACAAAGGUUCCAAAUCGCGCAAUGCAUGUGGAGUGAAAGCACCAAAAAGUCCCAGAUUGCAAAGUUCAAAUGUGGUGAAAGCACCAAAAAGUCCCAGAAUGCAUAGUUCAAAUGGGGUGAAAGCAAUUACAAGAAGUCCAACUUUUCAAAAUUCAUGUGGGGUGGCUAGUAACUUCAGAAUAAUGACAGGUAUAAGAAACAAGAUCAUCACAUUGAGACACUUGCUUGAUCUUUCUCCUUGUGAUGGCUCUGAAUCUGCAAAUGAGCUGUUGAUAUCAACUCUGAGAGAUCUACAUAAACUGUUCCCUUCGAUCAAUCCGAAUUUUUCGUUGUCAAAAAUAGAUGGGACAUCAAUACAUGAGAAAGUGAGAUGCUUUUGUGAUAUAUUGAAAUCAAUUGGGGAAAUGUGGACAGGAAAUGAUGAGUGGAUGAUUACAUGUAAAGAGAAUUCACAUAGUAAACUAAAUGAUUUUGAAUAUGUGUUGGCAUUGCUCGACGACAUUAUCAAGUUAGCUAGUGAAAGGGUGUCAGAGAUGACGGAUGAGGAUGAGGAAGAACAUGAGCAUGAGGAUGAGGUUGAGCAUGAGCAUGAACAUGAGGACGAGACUGAGGACGAGGAUGAUCAGACGAGAGAAACAAGUCCUUCACCUGACGCAUUUGAGAAGAAUUUUUCGGAGAUUUACUCGAGCAACAAUUCCUCCCUUUCGAGCUCUCCAACUUCAGUCCUCCCUGAGAUAAUAACCAAUUCCUCAAAGAAGAAUGGAAAGGCUUCUAUCACUUCCCCUCUUCUCCUAUCACUCAAGGUUCAAGCUGUUGGAAACCAGAACCCGAUUGAGGUAAGACGUCUCUCGUUCCACAUGAUCCCCAAUGCAAAUCAAGAUUCAGGCUAUUCAGUUCAGCUAGGAAGCGGCGUCGAUGAAAAAGGGUCAAAUACAGAAGCAAAUCAAGAUUGUGAAUUAAUGGACUUACCGGAGAUUCUACUGAAUAGCCUGGAGAAAGCAUCGGAAAAUGGUGGAAUAUUCUGGACCGGUGCAUCAAAUGGUCAAGCAGUCCCAGCUCGCGUUACAUUUGAUGUGCUCUUACCUCCAUCUUCAAUUUCUAGGUUGCAAUCAAAUGUAACAGAACAAUCAUCAGUACCACCUUCUCCAAACAUUUUAUCACCAAAAAUCAUAGAAUCGCAAGUACCAACAUCACCUCAGCCAGAACCUCAACCAGAUUCCUCGUGUGAGAACGAGGAGCCAGGACCAGCAUCACCACCAGCCCAUGUUACAUCAGGAAACACAGUAACACCUCCACCUCCACCUCCACCACCUCCAAUUACAUCAAAAAAUAGAGCAGUGCCUUGUCCUCCCCCGCCACCUCCCAGGAAAUCAGAAAAUGUACAUUCACCUCCACCUCCGCCUCCACCUCCAUGUUUUCCUCACAAAGGACUAAAGGGUAUGGUAACCCCACAUCCACUUCCACCAAAGGCAUCAAAUAGAGCAACGCCACCACCCCCUCCACCGACGCCAAUGGGAAAGGUAGCUGCACCUCCACCACCACCAAUGCCAAUGGGAAAGAGAGCUGCAAAUCCACCAUCGCCAAGAUCAGCACCACCUCCACCCAUGCAAACGAAAAAGGGAGGCGCACCUCCACCACCACCACCAACUUUCGCAGGUGCCAAAAAUCCACGACUGAAGAAAGCAGCCACUAAACUGAAAAGAUCAUCCCAAAUGGGAAAUCUUUAUCGAUCUCUUAAGGGGAAAGUUGAAGGAUCUAGUUUAGAUGGUAAACAAAAGGGAGGCAAGGGAAGAUUUAAUGCCUCAAAAGGAGGUAAACCAGGAAUGGCUGAUGCAUUGGCUGAGAUGACAAAGAGGUCAGCAUAUUUCCAACAAAUUGAAGAGGAUGUUAAAAAUCAUGCAAAACUAAUCACGGAGAUGAAGAAGGCCAUUGCUUCUUUCAAUACAUCAGAUAUGUCUGAGCUCAUUACAUUCCACAAUUAUGUCGAAUCCCACCUUGAGAAACUAACUGACGAAUCUCAGGUCCUAGCAAGAUUUGAGGACUUUCCUUGUAAGAAGUUGGAAGCGUUGAGGACGGCAGCAACUCUCUAUUCCAAAUUAGAUUCAAUAGUCUCUACUUUACAGAAUUGGCAACCGGCCUCGCCUGUUGGCCAACAUCUUGCCAGAGCUGAGAGGUACUUCAACAAGAUAAAAGGAGAUGUGGACACUCUAGAAAGGACUAAAGAUGAAGAAUCCAAGAAACUAAAAACACAUAAAAUUCAGUUUGAUUUCGGCGCCCUUGUACGUAUCAAAGAAUUGAUGGUGGAUGUUUCCUCAAACUGUAUGGAACUUGCACUGAAGGAAAAGAGAGAAGCAAUGGCGGGGGGAAAAGAAGGAGCCGGACCAACAAAUGAAGGGAGCAAAAAAGAAUCAGCCACACAGCUUUGGAAGGCAUUCCAAUUUGCAUUCAGAGUCUAUACUUUUGCAGGUGGACAAGAUGAGAGAGCAGAAAAGUUAACGAAAGAAUUGGCUGAAGUAAUCGAGACAGACCUUCAUCAUUAGAUGUAUACUAGGUGGUGCCCAUUUUUUUCCCAAACGAAAAAAAAAGGAAACAAAGAAAGUCACUAUAUAGGCUGCAAUCGAGCAAUCAGCAUGUUGAUGCUAUUCCUGGCAAGCGCCUUGUACAUGCUUCAUAAGCUACAAUGUUCAUGCUUAUACCAGGAGAGAAUUGCUAGAUGAAAUACUGUUAUUUGUAUUAGACUGAGGGGAGAAAUUGAGCUAAACUCUAGCUUUAAUUUACCCUACCACUGUUCAUACAUACAAUAUAUAUCACACCUUAGUGACUGAUUUUGUA